CGCUCCAACCGCUGAGCCAAACCGGCCGGGGCUCUGCUGCCUGCCUUUUCCUGCCACAGCCUUCCACAGGCCUUUUCCACCGAGGAAAAGGAAUCGUAUCGUAUGUCUACUAUCCAGAACCUCUACUCUGGACCCCUCUACUCUACCAGCAACCCCUUUGCUGAUGUAAGUAAGAGUGAUGAUCUGCUUCCUGCUGGGACUGAGGAUUAUAUCCAUAUAAGAAUUCAACAGAGAAACAGCAAGAAAACCCUUACUACUGUCCAAGGGAUCACUGAUGAUUAUGCUAAAAAGAAACUAGUGAAGGUAUUUAAAAAGAAAUUUGCCUGUAAUAGUACUGUAAUUGAGCUUUCAGAAUGUGGAGGAGUAAUUCAGCUACAGGGUGACCAAUAUAAGAACACAUGCCAGUUCCUUGUAGAGAUUAGACUGGCUAAGGACCACCAGCUGAAGGUUCAUGGGUUUUAA
Messenger RNA from Molossus molossus (Pallas's mastiff bat), 462 nucleotides. RefSeq names its product eukaryotic translation initiation factor 1-like. Gene Ontology annotation, cellular component: eukaryotic 43S preinitiation complex. Gene Ontology annotation, biological process: translational initiation. NCBI's taxonomy places the organism in Eukaryota, Metazoa, Chordata, Mammalia, Chiroptera, Molossidae. Gene Ontology annotation, molecular function: translation initiation factor activity; ribosomal small subunit binding; RNA binding. The record is from RefSeq and is a predicted model, not a curated record. The transcript has a single exon. Bases 103 to 462 code for a protein of 119 amino acids.